CGAGAUUGCAUCGGUACGCUCGGCACGUCGCGUCGUCGCGUCGCGGUCUCGGGAUUCGAUUUUUGGCCGAGCUUCAAGUUUUAUUUUGAAUAGUUCAUGUUAAUUCCUCGGAGUGACUGAAAAUUUUCGGCUCGAAACACGUCUCUUUCGUUGCGAAGACGCCCGGGUUUUCGACCUUUGCAUGCGUUCUGCUUCCCCUCCCUCCACGUUCAAGUGUCUCUUCGCAAAUGUAUCGGCCUCCUCUCCACCAUUAACGCGAUCGCGAGGUUCUGUGUUUCAAAUUCAAGGAUUUUGGUUACCCGUGUGAAAAAAUACACUGUUCAUUAAUCGAACGAAUGAAUUGAUUGGUGUGAAAUAUUUGUUUUCCUCAACCAGAAAAAUCCAUGAUGGUCGUGCCUGAGUCUGGUGUCAACAACAUAAUGGGGGGGCUGGAAAGUGCAGAAGGAGUUCGCCUUCACAAUCAUCGCAGAAAAUUGAGGCAAAGGUUUGAUAUUGUAAGGAAACUAGGUCAAGGGACGUACGGCAAGGUCCAACUAGGAAUAAACAAAGAAACAGGACAAGAGGUAGCAAUCAAGAUUAUUAAAAAAUGUAAAAUCAAAACGGAAGCUGAUCUAAUUAGGAUACGACGUGAAAUUCAGAUUAUGUCCUCAGUGCGACAUCCCAAUAUCAUCCACAUUUAUGAAGUAUUUGAGAACCAAGACAAAAUGGUCUUAGUUAUGGAGUAUGCAGCAGGAGGUGAAUUGUAUGAGUAUUUAAAUGAGAGGAAUGUACUGACAGAAGAGGAGGCUAGACGUAUCUUCAGGCAAAUUUCUACAGCUAUCUAUUAUUGCCACAAGCACAAAAUUUGUCACCGUGAUCUCAAAUUGGAAAACAUAUUAUUGGAUGAACAUGGGAGUGCGAAGAUUGCUGAUUUUGGGCUCUCAAAUGUAUUUUCCGAAUCUCGUCUGUUAACAACAUUCUGUGGUAGCCCUCUGUACGCUUCGCCUGAAAUUGUCAAAGGCAUCCCAUAUCAUGGGCCCAAGGUAGAUUGUUGGUCACUGGGUGUUUUGUUGUACAUUUUAGUCUACAAAGCUAUGCCAUUUGACGGUUCUAAUUUUAAAAGGCUCGUUAGACAGAUUUCCCAAGGAGAUUAUUUUGAGCCAAAAAACCCAUCACCUGCCUCUCCGCUAAUCAGGAGUAUGUUGAAUGUAAAUCCAGACCAUCGAGCUGAUAUAUUAUCAAUAUGUUCUCAUUGGUGGGUGGAUCAAACUUACUCUGAAUCAUGUUUAGACAUUGCUGAAGAUCUUGCGAAUCAAACUCCAGUGCGUUUGGAUCUUCUCUUGUCCUUAGUCCCAUCCGUUAGCAGUGAAAAACUUGUCAUCGGAGAUAUUCAGGUAGAUCCGCAGUCUUCUGAGAAACCUGUGAGAUCUCAGAGCCUGGACAGUAUUGCUCCUUCAAGAGGUCAUCCAUCAAUAGCUCCAAUCAGUGUAGCACCCAGAGAACCAUCUGUCACUCCUGUUGAAGAUAAAAAUGCAUCCGGUGUCGAAAAAGUGAAAGUAAAAAUGAAAUCUAAAAGAGAAAGGUCUAGUAGUAGGUCGAGAAAGAAGGAAAGUUCAACAUCCGUGGACUCUGAUGGCAGUGGAUUAAAGCAAAAAAAAAAAAUUGUAAAGAAAGAAGAGAAAAUGAUACACAGAGAAGAGGCACUACAACCUGAAAUCCUGGAAAAUGAUGCUGAAAAUAUUGAAAAACUGAGAAAAAAUAUUACAAUGAUUAACAACUCUUUGAUGGACACUGAAGCUUGUAAAGUUUUUAAAGACCCAGAAAAGUACUCUUUGGAUGUAAAAGAAGUUCCUGCUUCAACUGAGAGAAGGACAGAACACAAAGAGCCCACGCAAGAACCACUGUUGGAAAGAGGUGAUAGUGAUCAUAAUGUUGAAAAACCUAAGUUAAAUGAAAGAAGAUGCUCCAAAGUAUCUGAAGCAGCGGAAAAAUUCGCUUCUCUUAAAAACACAACGGUCAACAAACCUGAGAAGAAAAUAUUUCUUCCAGGGGUUAAAGUGGGUGAUGCUAAACGUGAAUAUGAGAGGAAAUCCUCCCUGGUUGAGUCUUCAAGUAAUCUUGCAUGGGCAUCACCCUCACGAAAAAGCUUCUCUGGAAAAUCAAAGAGUCCCUCCCCCGCUGCUUCUGUAGAGAUGAAGUACUCUCUUGCUUCGACCAUUAAUCUUAACAAAUUGGCUGAAAGUGCUCUUAAGAAAUCAUCAGAAGAUGUGACUCCCUGUAGUUCUGCUGAUGUUUCACGAACGUCUUCCAUUUCUGCUACAAAUGAGGUGCUUGCUUCUGGUGUUAAGAAAUCGCCAGAUGAAGUAAAGGAAAAGAAUCCAAAAACUCCUUCCAAUAAGUCGCAUGAUAAUGCAGUUAUUACAAAACCAACCGAGAAAAUUACCAAAAGAAGCUCUGAGUCUUCUCUGUUGAAAUCGUCUAGUGCAACCACAGCUUCUCCUACAGACCCAGACCCCACUCAUCAAGCCAAAGUUAAAAAUGCUGUAAAGGUUAUUAGCCAAGCGAUUUCAGCAGAUGGAGAGAACAAAGCGGCAACUAUUCAGCACAGAAAAAGAUCCAGAGCUGAAAUUGUUCUAGCCCCUCCUGUGAGUAGUCCCGCAAAAGUUCCAGAGUACAAGAGUGAAGUGGAACACUUUAUUAACGAACCACAAGCACCAUUAAAGUCUGAAGUCACGAUUCCCAUCGCUGCUCCCACACCACCUAAGCCAAUAGCAAAACCUGUAUCAUCAACAAAGGAGCAUAUUAUCCCAAUUCAGUACGAGGAUGAAGUAUCUAAAACUCCCACCCCUCCGUCCUCCCUUAACAGUCUCUCCAAGCAAAGUACUUUUGACUCAGACAGUCAAAUAAGUGUGAGCAGUUCAGCAGAUCCGAUUAGGAAAUCAGCACGAGAAGUUAUCAUACCAAUUGCAGUGGAAGGUGGAGGCUAUGUAACACCAGCCUCUGAUGAUGUGUCCAGAAUAAGCUCUUUUGACGAAGCGGACGAAGAAAGACCUAGAUGCUUCACAUUGCACAGCACACGCCGAUGUCAACCGCAUGCAGAUAGGAUUGAAUCCACUGACAGCAUCAGUUCUGAUGAAGAUGAUGAUAACUUUGAAAUAUUAACUGCUGAAAAUCUGUUUUCAACAUUGCUUAAUAGAGUUCGUAGUUUGACACACAAAUUAAGCACUGAAGAUGGAACUCAUCAUGCUUUUCCCAGGUCCUUUUUCACUCAACAUCAUUUUGAUAAUUUUCCCAGUAGACGGCUAGUAGGAACCAGGUCUUUUACUAGGAAUGAUAGUGCUCCCUGGCGACGGAGACCCAUAUCCUCAACACCCUCAGUUGGUCUUGAAUCAUAUGCUACACGGAGACUAUCAAAAGAUGCAGAGGUGUCUGCAAAGUUUGACGAGAAACCUCCACCCUAUCAACCAAGGAGCAACCUCCCUGCAAGCAGAUCGAGUUACCCUCGCUCUCUGUCUAACUCAGUGAGCAGCUCAAAUGCUUUCAAUCAUCAGUACCCUCGGAAAUACAAAACAGAGGAACAAGAGAACAGUAGUGCAAACAGUGAUAACCCCAACAGUUUUCGGAAAGGUAUCCAUAGGCACUCAUUUCACGGAGAUUACAGUAAAUACAAUGGAAAUUUCAACUCUGAGAGUUUAAAGCUGGAUGAUCUUAACUUACCUAUUAUACCUGAAAUAGGAGUAAGCAAGCAAGACUCAGGAUCUAGUAGGUAUUCUUCACGGUGGUCAAGUAAAACGCCUGAUUCUAGUUCUAACCACUCUGACUCCAGACAUAACUCUGAAUUUAGGGAUGAUGAUAUUACUCCUGUAGCAUCACCAGACCCUCAAAGUGAGCAAUCAUCAAGUUCCUACUUAAGACCCAGAGUAUCUGGGAUUCCUACUUACCGACGAUCCAAUUCUGUCAACCGUGAAAGUGAUACAUGCCGGCAUUAUCAAAGGUCAUUUAGUGUUACGCCUGAAAGGAGCUUAAACCCCCGAUUUCUCUCCAAUAGACCUACUUCUCGAGCCUCAACUCCAGAGCCAUCACCGUUUCCAAGGUUGUCCAAGUUUUUGCCUCCUCCUUCGAACACUCGACAAACUCCUGGGAGGCAAACUCCAGACAGAAAAUUACCAGAAGAUGCAACACAGAAAGUUACACGGCACCGAAGAUACGGUGUCUCUUCUAGUGCUCCUCCUCACCUCCCUCCUACCAGUUCAGCUAGAAAGAGUCCUUGUUCAAAUUACUUCGGUUCCUCCAACCAUUGCUCUAAUUUUGAUAAAAAUGAAAAAUCGAGCAGUUCAAGCAGACAUAACUUGAAUAAUUUUGUUCGUUCGAACUCUUCCAAAAGCUAUGCUGAUUUAGAUGAGAAAGUUUCCAGUUGGCGUGGUUCGCAACGUUCGAUUUCCUCUAGUUCCUUCACUAAUUUUGGGUAUCCAUGUAAAGAAGAUAAGUCAAUAAAAUCCAGUUCGAGUACAUUUAGUUCAUUUUUGGCCUCUUCAGAUUCUUCCACUAGCUGCAUGAUAGCGGAGGGCUUAAAAAAAACCCUGGUAAAAACCAGCUCAGGUAAAAUAAACUCAGAAAAGUUAGAAACUUCAAACUCUACUAUUAGUGCUGCCAAUUCAAUGGAAUCUAAGUCUUUGUCCAAAUCCAAUUCAUUCAGGUUAAGGCCCCAAGGCUUGAGCAAUUCGAGCUCCGUCAUCAACUGUGCUACUUUUAAUAAUGAGAAUAGAUCUUUGCAAAAAAGUUUUUCCAUGAACAAGGUCCAUCGAAACCUUCUGAAGGGCUCCUCUGAUGUAGGAAUCAGUGUGGAAGGAAAUGAUAGCCGAAAAUCUUGCAAAGUAGGCCCCUACUGUAGGAGUUUCACCGCAACAAUGUGUGCACCCAUCAGUCCUAAUGCCGUGAAACAAAGAAGCUCUUUUACCUCUGAAAAUUGUUUACCAAAAGCUCCUCGAGAGAAAAAGGCUGAGAACUCUAUCAAGACUAAAAUAUCAGACUCUACAUUAUCUUCAGUCAAGGGUCUAAGAAAGAAGGAGAAGGAUAAAGCCCCUACGCCCAUUACAGCCAACAUCGAGUCAGAAAUAAAGGUUCUCCCAAAUCAGAAGUCAUCUGAGUAUAAACUUGCAAGCCCCUCUAAUAAGACUGAUGAUCUCUUUGAUAAUAUUGCCUCAGAAGAAUUCUCAGACUCAAAAAGUAUAGGCUCUCAACCUUGUGUUUCUGAAUUUUCAAAUCAACCUGAGCUGCCAGAAAGCAGAGGAAGAGAGCAUUCUGUCAGAGAUGAUUUCAGUCAACAGAGUGAAAUACCAGAGGGCAGCAUCACCAAUCAAAGUAGCUUCUCUGACUUUUCUGAUAGUUAUUUGUCGAGCCGAAGAACAUCAUUCACCUCAACUUUGAAUGACUCAACAGGAAUGAGGACAAGACUGGACAGUGAAAGAAGAAACGAAAUAGUAACAGCAACUAAAGAUGACCAUUUCAGCCAACAAGAGAGUCCCCCGAGUAGCGAUGCAGUUGAGACUAUCAGAGGCCUAUCCCAAACAAGUCGAACAGACCUUUUGACCAGAGGGAGAGAGGAUCAAUUGGUAUUAAAAACAGCUACUAGAACCACACGGAAGCCUCAAAGUGUGUAUGAUACUUUGAAAUCAAAGGUUGAAAUGUCGGCAGCUGAUAAUGGAUUAAACCUUACUGCGGAUGUUCAAACUUACUCUCAGGGAAAUACCAACGCUUUUCAAAGUGAAAAAAGUGAGAAAAAUUGUAUCAGUGAGCAUUCUCAGUUCUCUCAAAUCCGUCGGUUCAGUGAAAUUUUUCCAAGCAAUAAUAGUGUAUUGGGGCCAAGUGAAGAGGGUAGCAAGAAACGAACUCACCAUUUUCUUGAGAGUAAGAUCAACAAAAUGGGCAAGGCAGUUUUGAAUUAUGAAUUUCAUCGAAGAAUAAUGAGCCCUAGCUAUCAGGAAAAAGGAGGUGGUAAUUGGAUUCAAGACUCAAAUACCUCUAGGUUUUUGAAUCCAUAUUUAAGGAGGUCCCCUUCAAGACCACGUCAAGUUGAAGUGAAUAGUCAUGAAAACGGAAUAGCUACUCCUUCAGUUGAAUCUUCUUCUGCCACUUCAGUGAAAAAAUCUGCCUCUAGUUCUUCACUCAGAAGAGACUCAGUAGGGGCCUCCAAAAAUUCCAAAGAUUUAAAAGUAGGUUUGCCGAAAAUAAUGUACCACAGUGAAUUAUCAGGCUAUGAUGAGACAUCAUCAAUAAUAUCUCCCACCGAGGAUGGAAGUGACACUUGGUCAGCCAGCUCUGACUACACAGACGCUCUAGAGUUCCUACCUUCUAGUGGAAGGAGUCAUUCUUGUCCAUCUGGGGAAGAGUCUGUAAGCGAUAGGAUCAGGAGAAAAAGUUAUUACACCCGUUUCAACCCUCAUAUCAGCAGCCGCAGAUUUCUAACUUCUACACUGAAUUUUACCAACACUCUUCGACCUGGUUCUAGACUUCCAUCUUACUCAAGAUCAUUUUCGACAGACAUGACGCAGUCUUUGAAUAAAUUUUAAAGGAGGAGUCAAGGGCCUUCAAUAGCCCCACUUAGACCUGGCUAAAUGAUUGAUAAUUUGGAAGUACCAGCCCUGGACGGACAUCAUGCCAAAUAUUUAUGAGGGGCCGCAGUUGUGCCCCCUAUCCAAGUCUGCAAAUGAAAAACAAUUAUUUUGGCAACUGUCUCGACCAUAAUCACCCAUUCUAAGAAAGAAGCCUGAGAAAUUUUUUUUUGUCCAAUUCAUAUUUAAUCUACAGAAAGCUCAAGCUUUGCCGUUUGCAUUGAUUUUUACCAAUCAAACAGUACCAACAAUUUUUAUGAUUAUUUUUUUAUAUUCCUAAAUAAAUUCAAUGAGAUAGAA
Bemisia tabaci is the source of this 6890-nucleotide messenger RNA. NCBI's taxonomy places the organism in Eukaryota, Metazoa, Arthropoda, Insecta, Hemiptera, Aleyrodidae. The record is from RefSeq and is a predicted model, not a curated record.